This is a messenger RNA of Trichechus manatus latirostris (Florida manatee), 1321 nucleotides long. It is a transcript of the gene CBLIF, whose product is annotated as cobalamin binding intrinsic factor. Gene Ontology annotation, biological process: cobalamin transport. The record is from RefSeq and is a predicted model, not a curated record. Lineage: Eukaryota; Metazoa; Chordata; Mammalia; Sirenia; Trichechidae. The transcript has 9 exons. The coding region runs from base 5 to 1321 and encodes 438 amino acids. Gene Ontology annotation, molecular function: cobalamin binding.
AGAAAUGCUACACUUGCAAACUCUGGGAUCUGUGGACUGGGGAGACGUGGACAGGAGAGGAGAGGAGAUGGCCUGGUCUGCCCUCCAUCUCCUGAGCCUUCUCUGGGCUGUGGCUGGGACCGGUACCCAGAUCCGAAGCUCAUGCUCUGUUCCCUCUGGCCAGCAGCCCUUGGUUAACAGCCUUCAAGUGCUCAUGGAGAGCUCUGUGACUUCAUCGGCCUUGCCAAACCCCAGCGUCCUCAUUGCCAUGAACUUGGCCGGAGCCUACAACCUGGAGGCCCAGAAACUCCUCACUUACCAGCUCAUGGCCAGUGACACCAACGAUCUAACUAUUGGUCAGCUCGCCCUCACCAUUAUGGCCCUCACCUCCUCCUGCCGAGACACUGGGAAUGACGUAUUGCUUCUACAAAACCAAAUGGAGAAGUGGGCACCUUCAGGCUCCAACGCUGAAGCUUCAUCCUUCUAUGGACCAGGUCUGGCGAUCCUGGCACUGUGCCAGAAAAACCCCGAGACCACUUUACCAAUAGCAGCCCGCUUUGCCAAGUCCCUGCUGACCAAUCUCUCUCCCUUCAAUACAGACACAGGAGCAAUAGCAACCUUGGCUCUGACCUGUAUGUACAACAAGAUCCCUGUAGGUUCAGAUCAAGGUUACAGAAACCUGUUUGGUCAGGUACUAAAGAGUAUCGUGGAGAAUAUCAGCAUGAGGAUCCAAGACAAUGGCAUCAUUGGAAACAUCUACAGUACUGGCCUCGCCAUGCAGGCUCUCUCCGUCACACCUGAGCAACCUAACGAGGAGUGGGACUGCAAGAACACCAUGGAUACAAUACUUCAAGAGAUUGAGCAGGGGAAAUUCCACAACCCCAUGUCCAUUGCCCAAAUCCUCCCUUCUCUGAAAGGCAAGACAUACCUAGAUGUGCCCCACGUGAUUUGUAGCUCUGAUCAAGAGGUGCAACCAACUCUACCCAACUAUCCUAGCCCUGUCCCCACCUCACCAUCCAACAUCACUGUCAUAUACACCAUAAAUAACCAGCUGAGAGGGGUGGAACUGCUCUUCAAUGUGACCAUCGAUGUUAGUGUGAAGACUGGGUCAGUGCUACUUGUUGUCCUACAAGAAGCACAACGCAAAAGUCCCAUGUUCAAAUUUGAAACCACAAUGACAUCCUGGGGCCUUGUUGUCUCUUCUAUCAACGAUAUUGCUGAAAAUGUUAAUCAUAAGACGUACUGGCAGUUCCUUAGUGGCCAAACACCUUUGAAUGAAGGUGUUGCUGACUAUAUACCCUUCAACCAGGAGCACAUCACAGCCAACUUUACACAGUACUAA